Messenger RNA from Naegleria fowleri, 4423 nucleotides. RefSeq lists its product as uncharacterized. The transcript is spliced from 3 exons. NCBI's taxonomy places the organism in Eukaryota, Heterolobosea, Eutetramitea, Acrasida, Naegleriidae. The record is from RefSeq and is a predicted model, not a curated record. The annotation marks the transcript as partial.
AUGCUGCCACACAAACAGAGAAAGAAAAUAGGAAGUGUGAUGGAUGAAGAGAGAGUGGAAGAUCUUCCUCAUCCUGGUGAGAAUGAUGAAAAAAGAAUGAAAGAAAGAAAAUCCAGAAGAGCUUUCGGGGAUUCAAAAUCUAAAAGAAAAUAUAGUUCGGAGACUCUUCAGACUGAGAAGAAAGCAAAGAAAACAAAACAAAGCAACUCAGCCUCGUAUGAAUGCAUCAAAACCUCAUCUUCAAUUAUGGAAGACGAGGAGGAGGAGGGGAAAUCAUCAAAUCCUACUUCGUCAGGUGUUGCUUCAUCAUCAGGUGUUAUAUCACCACCACAAUCAACACAACCAACCGCUCCUACUCAACAACAAGCGUCCACAAUUGUUCUUUCAUUCAACAAUUACGAAGAAUGGACAAAGAAAGAGGUUGCUUCUCUUCUUCAUAUGAAGAAACGUGAAGGUGGAGCCUCAUUGGACAGGGAUGAUGUACAAUCUCUCUAUGAUGCUCGUUUCAAAGGAACCUCUCUGGAUAACAUUGUUCAGGAUAUCAAGAGGCACGAUGUAGAUUUUGCAAUUAAAGCCAUGACUCAAAGCAAAGACUUUUCUCAGGUUUCUGAAAGUACUUGCAAGACAGUGGUAAAUUGGGUGGACAAUAAUUUGGUGCCCAAAUCUAUUAAAUUGUUGGACAAGGAUCAAGUGAAGUCUAAAUUACGUAGACUACUAAAAUCAAAAGAGGAUGCUGCUUUAGAUAAGAUACAAGUAGCACUAUUUGAUUUUAAGAAGGACCUUCUGAAGGAAAUAGAACAAGCACGCCGUAAUAACGUAAAAGAUUUCCAAAGUUUUUAUUCUGACACACGGAACGAGUUGGCAACCAUGCACCCUCAUAAGGUGUUGAAAGCUGAUAAUGUAAAUGAUUUUGAGCAAACAUUGCGCUCAAAGACUAUCAUUCCUGAGGUGAAAACUAAAUUUGGCUUUCCAAGAUUUGAUGAACAAUAUAAGUCUACUGAAUUGCCUUUAAUAGGUGGUUUAGUUGCCAAACAUGAACUACCAUAUUUUGCACAAUUCCAGUACACCAUGGCACAAGAUGAUGAGUUAUUGAAAAGGGUAGACGACAGUAAACGAAGUGCCUUAAUGUUUUUGGGUCCAUCUGGUGCUGGUAAGACAUCAACUUGCGUGCGUUUGUUAUGCCACAAUCCUGGAAUGAUUUUAACAUGUACCUCAACAUCAGAGGCAUCCAGUGGAUUGACAACCGAUUCGUUGAUGAAACAAGCAUUUGGCUACUUAAAUGGGAUGGAGGCUUAUGAACUUUUUGGCUCGGUUGAACAAGUAGUACUAUUUGUAUUCAUCUGUAGAUUGAUUUAUAUUUCAAAGCUAAUUGAUGAAGCCAAACAAAUGCCAACUGUAUUUGAAGACUUUGUUCAGAGAGAUAAGGAUGGAAAUAUUAUUAAUGGUGGAAUACUUCCAUACCUUGCGUAUAUGCAAUCAAAUGGCAAAACCGGCGCCAGUCAAGAAGCUCUAGAGUACGCAUUGGAAUAUGUUUAUUCUUCUCCGGAUGUCUUGAAGGCAUUUAUUGCAAAACUAGUGACCAAGAUAAUUAAGUCACUUAAUGACAAUUCUGCUCUAUUUGGAAUAGUUAAGAAAAUUGAACAUUUUGUUGUGGUUAUUGAUGAAGCAAAUGUUUAUGCAAGAAAAAAUACUGACUCUGAUACUGGUAUCUCUAAAACAGGUGGUUGUGAAAAGCUUUCCGAGUUAAUAAGUUCGAGUGGUGAGAAGAGAGGACUUUUAACCAAGUUUGCACAAUUAAUUGGUACCAUAGAAAAAUUUCAUGUAUCUAUAUUUUCUGGAACUAAUUUUUCUGUCGAUGUAGGAGAUAUUAUACAAUCAGCUCUUGGUAAAACUGAAGCAAAGAUUGAUAUAGUUAAAAUAUUUGACUUUGGUUUGGUUGCACGAGAUGAUAUUAUUUCAUUUUUAGAAAAACAUAUCGCAAUACCUGACGACGAGAAGGAAGAGAUUUUAUCCUAUUUACAUGAAAAAGGUUACAAGUACUUUAGAAGAAGAUUAAUCACAUUGGCAUUAGAAAAACUUUCUAAAAACUUGAAAGAGGCGAUUAUGAAGUCCGUAGAUGGUUUUUUAUCCGAAGCAGAAAAGAAGAUAAUAGAUCGCUAUUAUGAAACCUAUAAUUCGAAAUUGGCUCGUCGAUCAGAAACACAACAGGCAAUUCAACAAGCAAUUCAAGACGCCGUUGUUAAAUAUGUUGCUCAUUAUCAUUUUCCAUUUUUAGGUUCUGAAUUUAAAGUACACAUAGAUGGUGUUGCUGACGCUUUGCUCUCUUCUGGAUUUGCUGGACCAGAAAGCUCCAACCUUGAAAAUGAUCAGACCAGACGUUAUUUUAUAUAUUCUGCAAAGGACUUUAUUGGAUACACACUUGGACUAAAAUUUCUAAAGAAGAUAUUACGCAACAAAGAUGAUUCAGAAUUGAAGGAAUUAAAUGAUUCAGAAUUGAUGAAAAGGAUUAUUCAAGAGAUGAUCAAAUUGCUCCUGGAAUCUUCAGACCACAACAUUGAUUUGGAAUCGAUUGUUAUGUUAAGACUCGCAGAGUUGGACGGUAUAUGUUUAUCUGACAUUGGUUGUUUCAAACCACUAAUCACCAACAAUCUAAACCUAAAAGAUCAUAUAUUCAAGUGCAAACAUUGUUUAGAUCCCAAUGGAUAUAUUGAGUACUGUAUUUCGAAAGGUGCUAUAAAACCAGAGAAGAAGAAAGAUUUAAAUGGAGAAAAGUUGUUCUGGAAACAUUUUGCCGAGAAGAAGUGGGCUUUACUUGAUGGGGUUUUUAUUACUCUAUCUAAUUCACACCAUAACGACCUGUUUGGUAUUAAUAGAAUUGAUGGCUCUACAAAUUUGAUCAUACCAAUGGGUUUCCAGUGUAAAGUGCAAGCUGGAACUAAAUUUAGCCCACAUUCAUAUUUCAGUUCCACUAUCCCUGAACUAUUUUAUCUCGAUAAUUAUGCACAACUGAAACCUGAGACCCUUUACAAUUUAAAAAGUUAUCAUAUUGCAGAAACCAAGAUUAACAAGAAAAACCGUUUCGUUGUGAAAGAUAAUUCAAAAAGCAUUAUAGAUGAUGUGAAUGGCAAAGGCAUGAAAAUUAAUUCAAGUGCAAAAUGGUAUAAUGAUAUCAGAGAUGCUGUUUUAGAAGUGUUUGAAUCGUCAAAGAUGAUGCAGGGUUUGGGUUUGGGUUUGGGUUUGGGUUUGGGUUUGGGUUUGGGUUUGGGUUUGGGUUUGGGUUUGGGUUUGGGUUUGGGUUUGGGUUUGGGUUUGGGUUUGGGUUUGGGUUUGGGUUUGGGUUUGGGUUUGGGUUUGGGUUUGGGUUUGGGUUUGGGUUUGGGUUUGGGUUUGGGUUUGGGUUUGGGUUUGGGUUUGGGUUUGGGUUUGGGUUUGGGUUUGGGUUUGGGUUUGGGUUUGGGUUUGGGUUUGGGUUUGGGUUUGGGUUUGGGUUUGGGUUUGGGUUUGGGUUUGGGUUUGGGUUUGGGUUUGGGUUUGGGUUUGGGUUUGGGUUUGGGUUUGGGUUUGGGUUUGGGUUUGGGUUUGGGUUUGGGUUUGGGUUUGGGUUUGGGUUUGGGUUUGGGUUUGGGUUUGGGUUUGGGUUUGGGUUUGGGUUUGGGUUUGGGUUUGGGUUUGGGUUUGGGUUUGGGUUUGGGUUUGGGUUUGGGUUUGGGUUUGGGUUUGGGUUUGGGUUUGGGUUUGGGUUUGGGUUUGGGUUUGGGUUUGGGUUUGGGUUUGGGUUUGGGUUUGGGUUUGGGUUUGGGUUUGGGUUUGGGUUUGGGUUUGGGUUUGGGUUUGGGUUUGGGUUUGGGUUUGGGUUUGGGUUUGGGUUUGGGUUUGGGUUUGGGUUUGGGUUUGGGUUUGGGUUUGGGUUUGGGUUUGGGUUUGGGUUUGGGUUUGGGUUUGGGUUUGGGUUUGGGUUUGGGUUUGGGUUUGGGUUUGGGUUUGGGUUUGGGUUUGGGUUUGGGUUUGGGUUUGGGUUUGGGUUUGGGUUUGGGUUUGGGUUUGGGUUUGGGUUUGGGUUUGGGUUUGGGUUUGGGUUUGGGUUUGGGUUUGGGUUUGGGUUUGGGUUUGGGUUUGGGUUUGGGUUUGGGUUUGGGUUUGGGUUUGGGUUUGGGUUUGGGUUUGGGUUUGGGUUUGGGUUUGGGUUUGGGUUUGGGUUUGGGUUUGGGUUUGGGUUUGGGUUUGGGUUUGGGUUUGGGUUUGGGUUUGGGUUUGGGUUUGGGUUUGGGUUUGGGUUUGGGUUUGGGUUUGGGUUUGGGUUUGGGUUUGGGUUUGGGUUUGGGUUUGGGUUUGGGUUUGGGUUUGGGUUUGGGUUUGGGUUUGGGUUUGGGUUUGGGUUUGGGUUUGGGUUUGGGUUUGGGUUUGGGUUUGGGUUUGGGUUUGA